Amphibalanus amphitrite is the source of this 508-nucleotide messenger RNA. Its product is annotated as cuticle protein CP14.6-like. NCBI's taxonomy places the organism in Eukaryota, Metazoa, Arthropoda, Thecostraca, Balanomorpha, Balanidae. The coding region runs from base 1 to 462 and encodes 153 amino acids. Gene Ontology annotation, cellular component: chitin-based extracellular matrix. The transcript is spliced from 3 exons. The record is from RefSeq and is a predicted model, not a curated record. Gene Ontology annotation, molecular function: structural constituent of chitin-based larval cuticle.
AUGAAGCUGUUCAUUUUCACCGUCGUCCUGGCCGUGGCCGCCGCCGCCCCGUCGGAGCUCUCCUACGAAGAGGACAUCGUCGAAAUUCUCCGACAGAACAUCGACCACAACGACGACCACUCCUACCAACACUCUUUUGAGAGCGAGAACGGCAUCUCUGUGUCGGAGUCUGGCCAGCCGGAGGAUGACGACAGCUACAGCGUGUCGGGCCAGUUCAGCUACACGGCCCCCGACGGCGUCACCUACACGGUGGUGUACUCGGCCGGCGAGCAGGGCUUCCAGGCGCAGGGCGACCACCUGCCCACCCCGGUGCCCACCCAGUACCCCACGCCGGAGGUGGCCGACGACGAGGAAGAGGAGGGAGAGCAGGAGGAGGAGGAGGAGGGAGAGGAGGAGAGUGCUGCUGCUGGGGAGCCCGUCUACGAGAGGGUCAUCGUCGGCUACAGGCCACGGUACAACUAGACUAUCAAAUGUUCAUAUUCCUUUCACGGGUACUGCGCGUCAUAUG